Lutra lutra (Eurasian river otter) is the source of this 3684-nucleotide messenger RNA. Its product is annotated as collagen alpha-1(I) chain-like. The transcript is spliced from 13 exons. Lineage: Eukaryota; Metazoa; Chordata; Mammalia; Carnivora; Mustelidae. The record is from RefSeq and is a predicted model, not a curated record. The coding region runs from base 1 to 3684 and encodes 1227 amino acids.
AUGGAGCAGGAGACAGUGGAGGUCGAAGAACAGAUAAUCCACGGGCAGGAUCGGAAGCCCCAGUACCUCAGCCUCACAAAGGAAUGGAAUGAGGAAAGGGAACACCGGAAGCACCGGAGAGUCCGCUCCGGAGAACCGGGCCCGACCCCGUUCAUCGCUCCGCCCCCGCCCCUGCGAGCAGCACGAGGGCAGGAGCAGCGGUCCGCAGGCACCGGGGGUGAAAACACCAGACUUCCCGGCGCGUCCUCGUCCGUCCGGCCCGUCCGCGUCGAACACCGCAGCUCCCCGCACAGGACGCACCGCACAGAGCCCGGCGGCCGCGGCCGCAGCGUCCACACACCCGCUCCCGUGCGGGCUGACACCGAACCGCACACAGAACUCUACAGCCCGGGAGCGACGCACCGAAGAGCCCCGUGUAGACACGGGCAGCGCUACCAGACGGGCAUUUUCCCGCAGAACCUCACGGGCAGAACGACGGAGCGGAGUCGCGGCCAGCGCUGUGCCGUGGUCCCCGCCGGCGCGUUCCGGGGGCUGGGGCCGGGGCCGCACGCAGCAGCGCUCGCAGCACGAGCCGGACCCCAGACGAGCCCCGACUCCACACAGCUCGCGCCCCCGCCCCCCACCCCGUGCCGCCGGCCGCGCCUCCCCGGCCCCGACUCCGGGCUGGAACAGCCUCCGGAACGGCCAUGCUGCCCCCCGGUGGUCCGGAGCUGCCCCCUGGCGGUCAGUGCUGCCCCCCCCCCCCCCGUGGUCCGGAGCUGCCCCCUGGCGGUCAGUGCUGCCCCCUGGCGGUCAGUGCUGCACCCCGGUGGUCCGGAGCUGCCCCCUGGCGCGUCGGGCGCAAGCGCGUCUCCCCGCGCUCCUGUCCCCGCGGAGGGACCGGCACAGGCGGGCUGCCGGGAUGGCCGCAAGGAUCGCCCGCUCCGGGCUCGCGACAAGGAGGCGCAGGAGCGCGGCGGUUUCCGCAGUGAAGGCGCCAGGAUGCACCAGCUGUGGCGGCCGCUCGCGGACCAGGCCGGCGGGUCGGGCCCCAGCGGGCGGAGCUCCCACGUGGACUCGGUUCCCAGCGGCUUUCACCUCAGCGGAUGGCCGGGGCGGCGUGUGGCGGCCGCAGACGACGUCGGGGGCGGGGCUGACGGGCUCCUCGAGGACCCGCCCCCGGCCCCGCCGACGUUCGGGGUCGCCAGGGCCGCAGGGGGGCAGCCGCCUCCGCGCACGGAGCGGGCGGGUCUACGCGUUGCCUGGCAUCGCGGGUGUCAGCGGAGAGCGGUGGCCGGGGUCCUGCGGCGGCGUCUGCGGGAGGGGCUGCAGCCGCCUCCGGGGAAGCCGGGUCGGCCGCCGCCAUCUUGCACUUGCUCCCGGCUGGAGCGCGGGGACGAGGCCGGCGCCGCGGCCGCCGUUGUGCACCCACGAGCCGUCGUCGAAGCCGCUCGUUGUGGUCUGAGGCCAUGCUCGGGGGCGCUCCCCACCGAAGCCGGAGGCGCUCGCUGCGGCCGUGUCCGUCCUGGCGGCCCUGCCGGGCCGGGGCUGUGCCGGCGGACCCUGCGGCUCGUCGUGACCGCGGGAGCAGGAGCCGUCGGGCGCCCUGCGGACAAGGCUGAGUCCUCGCGCUCGCCCCGGGCCGCAGACGCGCCCCGCGGUGGGGCGGGGGAGCACGCGGGCGUCCGCCUCACGGAGGCCGGGGUGCGUGCGGGCGGCCGAAGCACGGGGCGGGGGCGGCGGAGAGCACAGUCCGGGCCACCCGGGCGGUCACUGUCCCCGCCGCCGGGUCUUCUGGGGGCGCCUCUGACCGCGGAAUCACGGCUGUCCCCGUCGGCGGAGCCGCCGCAGCCCAAGGCCGAGAUCCGGGCGUCCCCCGCUCGGCGUUCGGUGCGGCCCCGCUGGCGGCUCGCGGAGGGCCCGUCCUGCAGGGUCCAGCGGCCUCUCCUCCGUGCGGGGGAGAACGAGGUUCUCUCUCCUCCGCUCCCUAGAAAGGUCGCUAAUCCCGUCGGGACGGUCCUGCCUCCUGACGUCAUGGACACCAAAUCGCCCCCAAGGUCCCAGCCUUCAAAUGGGGUCGCCCUGGGGCUAGAAACUCCACACAGGAUUUUGGAGGGAACGCGGCCGUUCCGCCCACGGCACGGACGCGGCGCCGAACGGGACAGAAGUCCCACGAGUUCACCGGAGUCCCCUGGACGGCGCCGGCUCACCGCGGGCGGAGGGCGGCCCUGCAUGUCCCGCGGGCGCGUGGUCGGGCUGUCCUUGCAGCCCAGGAUGCUCGGAGCGAAACGUUCGGCUGAGCGAGACCCGAGACCGAGACCCCGGGUGACCCGGCGUCGCCCCGGGUCGGAAGCGACUGUGCCCCGUGGAGGCCGCGGCGGGGCCAGGCGCGUCGUGCGGCCACAGGGACACGCGGGCUUCUCCGCACCGGACGCGUCGUGCGGCCACAGGGACACGCGGGCUUCUCCGCACCGGACGCGUCAUGCGGCCACAGGGACACGCGGGCUUCUCCGCACCGGACGCGUCGUGCGGCCACAGGGACACGCGGGCUUCUCCGCACCGGACGCGUCGUGCGGCCACACGGACACGCGGGCUUCUCCGCACCGGACGCGUCGUGCGGCCACAGGGACACGCGGGCUUCUCCGCACCGCGAGGAAAGUCCCCCCGACGACAGCCGCGCAAGCGCUCGAGGCAGCUCCUUCCUCUCCUUCUUCGCGCUCAGGGCCCGGCGACUCGCGGGUCAGCCGGUGUCCGAGCGGGGCCGCGGCUGCGGGACACGGCGCGGGGGCGUCCGGGGCGCGACCCACGUCCUCGCCGCUGCGGGCCGACGGCUCUGCCGCUGCCCCCGGGGACGUCCCGGAGGACGCUCUGUGCGUCGCCGGCGCCGCGGUGGCCGGACGGGACGCACGCAGGGAAGGGAGGUCGGAUCGCCGCAGCCCCUCGGCAUCAGCGGAGGGUCCCGCCCUCGGCCCCGCCUGUCCCGGCCCCGGGACUCCUGGUCCCCUCGUCAGGGGCCGCGAGGGAAGACCUUCCUCUGCGGUGGAACAGAAACACCCGCCGGGCGGGACCGCGGCGACGCCCGGACACGCGGCCACACCCGGGGGACGGACAGCCUCGGAGCAGCCACGGCCCCGGGGACGCUCGCCCGGACGCCCCGCUGGACGGAACGUGACCCGCACGACCACGGUCCAAAGUCAGAAACAGCAGGACGUCCAGGCUGGGCACGACCUGCGCAGACACCGACGCCGCGGCCCGCGGGCGCCUGGAACGGAGCCGGACUCCAGCCCCCAGUUGUGCUCCCGAAUCUUCCGUGUUCAGUCCCGCUCACUGCCUGAAGCCCGGUACCUGCCCCGGCGGGUCCUGCUUCUGGACGAGCUCGGGGGCUCCACCGGCUCUGAGCGAGGCUUCUCUUUGACUCCAGCUAAGACCCGUGCCAGCUCCAGAGGCAUCAGCCAGGGUGCGGCGUUCAGCGGCAAGCAGACCCAGUACACGGCUCCGCAAGUGUUCCAGAACGAGGCCAAGGCCAGCGGGGACGCCCCAGCUCCGGGCCGCGAUGUCCUCGGUAACCGUCGGCAGGAACAUGGGACGGAGUCAGUCACCGAGGAGCCUGCCGCUGGCGUGGACGCCCACACGGGAUGGCGUCGCACACUCUGGUGGCCACACAUGGGCAGAAAGCUGUUCCUGUGUGAGCUGCUGAGCAGAUGA